UCUUCUCUUCCCCCCCUUCCUCUUCCCUUUCUCUCUUCCCUCGUUCCCCUCCCAGCUCAGCCACGGCUCUCGCACCCUUUCUCUUCUUUAACCAGAAACCCAUCCAUCCCCCAUUCCUCUCCCGUCCGGCUCUCCGCGACAUUCCUGGCGUAUCUGACCACGCUUUUCCAUCAACCAUGUCGCGCAAGGAGGAUUCCAAGGCGAAGGACGCCAUUGUGACUGUCAAUAUCGAUGAUUUCACCCGCACUCGCGACAGCGUCAUCGUGAGUCUCGCGACGCUGCAGUCCGCUGUCUCGGACCUGUCGCGCGCUUACAUCAACCAUGCCAACACGGUCCUGAACCGUGGCCCUUCCAAUCUUGACAUUGGCGGCAUCACCGGGGGAAUCACCAGCAGCCUGCUGGAGAAUGGCCUCCUAGGUGGUGGCCGUCACGCCAGCCCUGGCGCCAAGUCAGAGGUCGGCGAGAAGAAGAAGCGCAAGCGUGCUCCUCAUGACCCCAACGCUCCCAAGCGUGCUUUGACUCCGUACUUUCUCUACAUGCAGCACAACCGCGCCCAGAUUGCUUCGGAACUGGGCAGCAAUGCCCGGCCCAAGGAAGUCGCUGACGAAGGCACUCGCCGUUGGUCCGAAAUGCCCGAUGCACAGAAGGAGGUCUGGAAGAAGCUGUAUGCCGACAACCUGGCUGUCUACAAGGAGAAGAUGAAGGCCUACAAGGCCGGCCUCCCUGUCCCUGAAGAUGACAGUGCCAAGGCUGCCAACCAGCUCCAGCAGGAUGUUGCCGCUGGUGCUGAACCUUCUGUUGAAGAGUCCGAGGAGUCCGAGCAGGAAGAAGAGGAAGAAGAAGACGAAGACGAGGAGGAGGAGUCCUCCCCAGAGCCCGUGAAGGAACCCACUCCUCCCCGUAGUGGUAAGCGCCGCCGCACGGGUGAGAACAUCAAGCCCGUCGCUUCUCCCGUCAGCAAAAAGGCUUCUCCCGAGAAGAAGCCCAAGAGAGGCGCUGCCAUUGCUGCUCAGAAAAAGGAAGAGAAGGAGACGCCCAAGGAGACGCCUACUGGCCGCAAAUCCAUCGGCGGAGCCGCUGACAACAAGCGGGGCAAGAAGAAGCGCAAGAGCGAGGCUGCCGACGAGUAAGCCAUAGCUGGUCUAUGUGAUCUGUAUAUUCUUGUCUCUUUCCGGCGUGUUUGUCUACGGGUGUCUUAGAAAUAUGACCCGUCCUGUCCCCUUGGGGAGUUGUGUUUAUAUGUUGCGGGCGAUGAUCUUGAAAAGCUGAUCUCGGUGGGCUCGGACGGUCUUGGGCGUCUUUUCGCUUUUCUGCACGAAGUUGUCAGUGAAUCUGGAUUGGACCAUCUGCAGCGUUUUACGGGGGUUUUGUCUCAAGCGUUUUGUCUGGUAUACAGUUGUUUGCUAGGUUGGGUAACGCGAAUGCAAAAAAGCAUUGCUGACGAAUUGAAUCCCGUAGUUAACUAACUCUUUUAUCGACUACGUAGUUCCCUGUAGUCGCAGGACUUAACGUUCCUCGG
Messenger RNA from Paecilomyces variotii, 1519 nucleotides. Its product is annotated as putative HMG box protein. The coding region runs from base 177 to 1130 and encodes 317 amino acids. The transcript has 3 exons. The record is from RefSeq and is a predicted model, not a curated record. NCBI's taxonomy places the organism in Eukaryota, Fungi, Ascomycota, Eurotiomycetes, Eurotiales, Thermoascaceae.